Morchella importuna is the source of this 1194-nucleotide messenger RNA. RefSeq lists its product as uncharacterized. Gene Ontology annotation, cellular component: cytoplasm. The transcript is spliced from 3 exons. Bases 1 to 1194 code for a protein of 397 amino acids. The record is from RefSeq and is a predicted model, not a curated record. Gene Ontology annotation, molecular function: 2-oxoglutarate-dependent dioxygenase activity. Lineage: Eukaryota; Fungi; Ascomycota; Pezizomycetes; Pezizales; Morchellaceae.
AUGGCACCAGGUGUGGUUGACGCCUCCAACGGCUUUAGUGUGGCCUCUGUUACCAAGUCUGUGAACGAGAUUGCCUCUACCAAGCAAGCACCUCGCUUUACGCCUGGAUAUACCAAAGUCGAAGAUGUGGAGGAUUAUGAGUAUGAAGACCUCAAGCCCUCGUUCCCAGACGUCGCAUGGCCUCCGCUAGAAGAGGUUCCAUACAGCGACAAGGGACUUCUCGGCGACCCAGAAUAUAAAGACCUUCUUGCUGCGGCCACUGAUUGUUUUGACUACACCCCGAAAAUUGGGACGGAAAUCCACGGCGUGCAGCUUAAGGACUUGAACGAUGCGCAGAAAAACGAUCUUGCUCGUUUGAUUGCGUUUAGAGGUGUCGUUUUCUUCCGUGACCAGAAGGACUUCACUAUUGAAGACCAAUUGGCUCUUGGGAGAUACUUUGGUACUUUGCAUAAGCAUGCAACUACUGCCAUGCCUAAGAGGGCUGGGCUCGAGGAGGUCCACGUCGUAUAUACUGAUGCAAAGAGUCUUGAUCAGAGAGCGCUUUUUGCGCCAUCCUAUCUCUGGCAUUCUGAUGUAACCUAUGAGAUCCAGCCUCCGUCAUACACUUCUCUUAAACUUCUCAAUGGACCCCCAAGAGGUGGCGGAGGUGACACCCUCUGGUCAUCCCAAUAUGCUGCCUAUGACUGCCUCUCUGCGUCUAUGCAGAAGUAUCUCGAGGGCCUCACAGCGCUGCACUCGGCCGAGGAACAGGCUGUUGGCUCUCGCGCUGCUGGAAGACCUGUUCGCCGUGAGGCUGUCAUCACUGAGCACCCGCUUAUCCGUACACACCCUGUUACUGGCUGGAAGAGCUUGUUUGUGAACCCUGGUUUUGUCAAGCAAAUUGUUGGCGUUCCGAAGAUGGAGAGCGACAUGAUCUUAGAAUACCUUAACAACAUCGUUGUUGCUACCCAGGAGUUGCAUGCUAGGUUCAGAUGGGAGGCUGACAGCGUUGCAAUUUGGGACAACCGUUCCUGCAACCAUUCUGCCUCUUACGGAUUUGCUCCCCACAUGCGCCAUGCGGUCCGUGUCACCCCUCACGGUGAGCGUCCAGUUUUCGACUCUAAUGGAAAGUCCCAGGAGGAGGAGUUGAACGCGGCAACAGGCAGGCCGCAGGUCAACAAGAAUGGUGCGAGACAGUCAAACUAUAAUGACUAG